AUGCUUGAACUUCUUUUGAAGAAUUUGCUUGGCAGACGUAAAAUUUUCUCCGAAAGCGUCAGCCUCUUCUUCUAUAAAGGGGGCUACUAUGCUUUUGGUUCCUCACCUGCAAACCUCUCUCUCUCUCUCUCCAUGACCACUGCUAAGGAGACUUUGCUUCUCACAGCCCUUUGCUUCCUCCUUGUAAUUCAGUUGCAUAUUUACGGUGGACUGGGGAUUACAUAUGAAGAGAACGGCAUAGACUGUUCAUCCGCAUGUGACUACCGAUGCAGCAAGGCGUCAAGGCAUAAGAUGUGCAUUAGGGCGUGCAACACAUGCUGCGAGAGAUGCAACUGUGUCCCACCAGGAACGUCAGGGAACUGUGAUGUGUGCCCCUGCUAUGCCAACAUGACCACUCAUGGUGGUAGACACAAAUGCCCCUAAACUUCCCUGCUGCAAAAUGGAUCCAUUAUUAGA
Messenger RNA from Nelumbo nucifera (sacred lotus), 456 nucleotides. RefSeq names its product gibberellin-regulated protein 2-like. The record is from RefSeq and is a predicted model, not a curated record. Lineage: Eukaryota; Viridiplantae; Streptophyta; Magnoliopsida; Proteales; Nelumbonaceae.